AUGCUCAUUACAAAAUACUUUCCAAUUCGUUUCUAUUUAAGUAAUGCCCGCAAGAUAGUUUGUACUGAGAUGGAGAUGAUUAGCAGGCGGAAGUUUGAACUCGUACAUGUUAAACAUGCCUGCCAUGAGAACGACAAUGUGUUAGGGUCUUUUGUAGCAUUAUUGGUCAAGAACAAGCACUUAUGCUCUAUUGAUUAUAAUAUAUACGAAAUUGGAACUAGCUUGCUGCUAGUAAUAUGUCUCUGUGAGAUUCGAACUCACGCUCUUCCAACCAAGGUUGGAAAAACACCUGUCAAGCCAACUAAAAAUUUAACUAUAGACCGAGACGGGGGGAAGAAAUCGAAAGACAAGGGCGAACUUCACUUUUUUAGGCAACGAAGACCGUAUAAAGUUUGGAGACCCCGCCUUUUUCGUUUGGGAUGA
Messenger RNA from Phycomyces blakesleeanus NRRL 1555(-), 423 nucleotides. RefSeq lists its product as hypothetical. The record is from RefSeq and is a predicted model, not a curated record. NCBI's taxonomy places the organism in Eukaryota, Fungi, Mucoromycota, Mucoromycetes, Mucorales, Phycomycetaceae. Bases 1 to 423 code for a protein of 140 amino acids. The transcript has 2 exons.